This is a messenger RNA of Caenorhabditis elegans, 1301 nucleotides long. RefSeq names its product Protein NASP homolog 1 (gene nasp-1). The record is from RefSeq and is marked reviewed. Gene Ontology annotation, cellular component: nucleus. The coding region runs from base 25 to 1173 and encodes 382 amino acids. The transcript is spliced from 4 exons. NCBI's taxonomy places the organism in Eukaryota, Metazoa, Nematoda, Chromadorea, Rhabditida, Rhabditidae.
UUUCAGAUAUUAACAAAUCAGAAAAUGGACACUGAAAACAUCGCCGACGCCUCUGAUAUUCGUGUGAAGGAUGCUUCAGGAGAUUCAGAUGAAAAAGGAAACGGGACUACUACAGAAGAAGAGACUGUCGAGCAGAAAGAGAAGCGUCUCGCCGAGUUGCUUGCAGCUGGACGCCGUGCGUUGAAAGUUAACGAUAUCGACAAAGCAUCGGAUUCGUUGAGUGAGGCUACUGAACUGAGCUCCGAAAUUUAUGGAGAAAACCAUGAAAACACGUUCGAUUCUCUUUACUAUUAUGGCAUGGCCACACUGGAAUUGGCGAAGGAGGAGAGCCAACUUCUGAAAGGUCCAGGUGAGAAGGAAAGCGGAGAUGAGGAGCAAGCUGGAAAUUCUGAUGACAAGACUGACGAAGAGAAUGGAGAAACGGAGAAGGAGGACGGAGAGGAAUCCGGUGAAGAAGAGGACGAUGAUGAUGAUACCAUGAAAUUAUCAUGGGAAAUUCUUGAGACAGCUCGUUGUAUUGCCGCUGCCAAAAUCGAAGCUCUAGAAGCUGAGCAGAGUGGAAUCAGUGCCAUUGAGGAAUGGAACCUGAAACUCGCUGAUGUACUGGUUCUCCUCGGCGAGCACGGAAUAUCAGAUGGAAAGUAUACUCAGGCUUUUGAGGACUUGGAUCGUGCCCUCAACAUUCAGCGCAAUGUUCUUCCACCGUCGUCGAGAAAAAUCGCCCAAACCUACAUUCUCAUCGGAAACGCGUGUGCUAGCGAUGCGAAUUACGAUGAAACCGUUCAGUACUUCGGCAAAACCAAGGACGUACUCAUCGCCAGGCAGACUGAGUUGAAGCAUGAGCUGGAAAGAGGUGUUGAUGAUAAGGAAAAGAAGUCUGAAUUUGAGAAUGAGCUGAAGGAGCUUGAAGAGAUGAUGCCAGGCGUUGAAGAAAUGAUUGCUGAUGCUGUGCACUCUGCAGCACAAGUUGAGGAAACUAAGAAGGCCAUUAAAGCGCAAUUCGAAGGAUUCACACAAGUAUUGGCAAAACUUCCACAAGAAGCCGGUGAUCAGAAGGAAGCAAAUGAUAUUUCUAGCUUGGUUCGUCGUCCAGCAAAACGAGCAGUGGAUGCUCCAACUGACAAUCAAGCAGUGAAGAAAGAAAAGGAGGAGGAAGGAACAACUUCGAUCUGAAUAUUGAUAACCUGUAAUUCUAAAUAUUUCAUCAUGAUCUGACCUACUGAACUACUGAUAAUGUAUCAAUUAACAUUUUAUCUGUUAUCCGAAUUUAAGGAUUCUAAAGUAAAACUUGUUCUGUAUAU